Molecule: messenger RNA, 1797 nt
Organism: Cercospora beticola
Lineage: Eukaryota; Fungi; Ascomycota; Dothideomycetes; Mycosphaerellales; Mycosphaerellaceae
Biological process (GO): transmembrane transport; basic amino acid transport
Cellular component (GO): fungal-type vacuole membrane
Molecular function (GO): basic amino acid transmembrane transporter activity
Source: RefSeq, a predicted model, not a curated record
CCACAUCAAACCGAAACACCUAUUCCAACACUCAUCCACCACACGGGACGAAAGGCCAAGCGGCGUUGCCCCUUCCAUAAUGCCCAAAAAAGACAAGCUCCAAUCUCUCCCUCCGGAACCUAUCACCGAGCAAACUUCCCUACUCCAUCCCAACCAAGACGGCACAAAUCAUGGCACUCUCCCAGCAGAAAAUGUCUCCGCCCUCGAAGCCCAAGCCGAACAAGAACGCCGCGAAUAUGAAUCUGGUCAUGUUCCUCUCGCCGCAGAACCUUCGACGCGAAAACUCCUCGCCACCAUGUCUUCCCUCUGGAUGGUGACAUUCCUCGCCGCACUAGACACGACCAUCGUCGCGACCUUAUCAGGCCCCAUCAGCAGUUCCUUCAAUUCUGGAACCUCUUUCAGUUGGAUUGCCACGGGAUAUCUGAUCGCUAAUUCAGCUUUCCAACCACUUUCGGGGAAGUUAACGGAUAUUUAUGGAAGGAGGGCAGGUCUGAUUUUUGCUUUUACGUUCUUUUCUGCGGGCACGCUACUUUGUGGGCUGGCGAAGAACGCGGAAAUGAUGAUUCUUGGGAGAGUUGUGGCGGGUGCGGGUGGAGGGUGUUUGAAUACCGUGUCUGUUUUUGUGGCGAGUGAUUUGAUUCCACUGAGGAAGAGGGGAUUGUGGCAGGGGAUUGGAAAUGUGGUAUUUGGAGCUGGUAUGGGGUUGGGUGGUGUGUUUGGUGGAUGGAUUAAUGAUACGUAUGGGUGGCGAUAUGCAUUUUACAUCCAGGUCCCAUUUGCUGUAGUCGGAGGCUUGUUCGGCACCUACAUGCUCGACAUACCAGUGAAAGAGACUGACAAGUCCAAGAUCAGGCGCGUCGACUUUCUUGGGGCUAUCACUCUCGUCACCGCGCUUGUGCUGCUGCUCCUCGGCCUGAACAGUGGCGGGAACAUCGUGCCAUGGAAGCACCCUCUGGUCUACGUCUCCAUCCCUCUCAGCUUCGUAGCUCUCGCCGCAUUCGUCUUCAUCGAGGAUCGCGUUGCCUCCGAACCCAUCAUCCCCGUCCGACUCCUCCUUCACCAAAGCGUCGCCGCAGCAUGCCUGACUAACUGGUUCAUGACCAUGAGCGUCUUUGGCUUGAUCUACUACGGACCCAUCUUCUUCCAGGUUGUCCGCAACGUCACAGCUACACGAGCUGGAACUCUCUUCAUCCCGCAAGCAGUCGGCACAGCAACAGGAUCACUUGGAUCAGGAAUCAUCAUGCGCUGGACCGGCAAAUACUGGUAUCUCAACAUCUUCAUGCAACUUCUCUCCCUCGUUGCAACGAGCUUGAUCGCAUGGCAAUUCGACGAGAACGUCCCUACUGUUCCGCCAUUCAUCUAUCUCUUCAUGGAAGGCUUCGCAUACGGCAGCAUGCUCACUAUCACUUUGAUCGCAUUGAUCUCUGCUGUCGACCACAAGUACCAAGCUGUUAUCACCAGUGCAUCUUAUGCUUUCCGAAGCACGGGCAGCUCGAUCGGUAUCACGAUUGCCGGGGCGGUCUUCCAGAAUCUGCUGAAGAAAGGACUUUUCGAGCGGUUUGGUGAUGAACCUGGCGCUGCGGAUCGCAUUCGACGGAUACGAGAUUCAACUGAUGAGCUCAAUCAUCUGCCCAAAGGCUGGCAUGCUGGCGUGAUAGAAGCCUACGUCGAUGCCUUGAGAGGGGUGUGGAUAGUCGCGUUAGGCUUUGCUGCACUGACUGCAGUUGUCAGUUCGUUCAUCAAGCAGCACAAACUGUACAACAGCCUGGAUCGCAAAUAGUCUGCACAGAAUCUGAG